UCACAAUCAAUCCAAUCCAGCCCUAAAAUAUUCAUCGUCGUCAUCUUCAGUUGGUUUCGUAGCAAACCAGUUCGUCGUCCACUAGUUCGUCAGCCAUCUUUGUCUCCUCCUACAGCGCAGAGAAUUGUCUUCUGCGUUCUGUUAGUAAUUAGCAACGAGCAGAAUGCAUCCUCCUCUUACACUCCACAGGCACCCAAUGUGCGCUGAAAUUAUUGAAGAAUUUCAGAAAUGUCAUAUAGACCAUCCUAUUGGGAAGUUUUUUGGCCAAUGCACGGAUUUAAAAAUUAAGCUCGAUAAGUGUUUCCGCCAAGAAAAAGCUGUGAAGCGAAAGGCGAAUUUUGAAGAGAGCAAGAUAUUGAAGGAGCGAUUGAGGCAACAAAGAUUAGAAGACGCCCAGACCGGAGAAAAAUAGUGCACAAUAUUGAUGUAAAGAAAAUGAUGCACUUAUUAGAAACGCCACAUGAAUUAAAGUUCCUCCAUGUCAGAUGCUCGGAAGACUCGGGUGAAUUGUGACACUGUAUAGGAGCUUACACAACACAUUCAAUAGCCAGUGAAGGGUAAUCUAUUCGUCUCAGCUUAAUUUUUUCUUUUUCUUUUUAUUUGUUUCCUACCAUAUUUUACAGCAUAUGGCUGAAAGUUUUCCCUUCUCUGACAUUAUUGUGGCUACAAGGAUAGAUGUUGAGAUGAUUAUUAUAUUGGUAACAGAUUUAUUUUGUAUGAGCAUA
Molecule: messenger RNA, 725 nt
Organism: Andrographis paniculata
Lineage: Eukaryota; Viridiplantae; Streptophyta; Magnoliopsida; Lamiales; Acanthaceae
Exons: 4
Coding region: 164-412 (82 amino acids)
Cellular component (GO): mitochondrion
Source: RefSeq, a predicted model, not a curated record